CCAAGCCGCCAUGAAAGAUUCACAAAUGCCUCUCUCACCACCACCACGAAGUGACCUAGAUCAUGCUGAUAACUCCACAACAGACAUCCCUCAUGAUCUCAUCGUUGAGAUACUCUCUCGGCUACCAGUAAAACCCCUCAUGCGAUUCCAAUCAGUCUCAAAGCUGUGGUUCUCUGCCAUCCGCACCAAAAACUUCGUUGACUCGUUCCUGACUAGGUCAAAAACUAAGCCUCGUCUCCUUUUGCCUUUCAUGCACUUAGACCCCACAAAACGUUUCAUAUUAUCCGCUCCUGAACACAAUAGCAAGGAGGAUGUCGACAAGUCCUCAUCCACAGUCACUCUCAGACACUACAUGACGAUCUCGGAUCCCGUCUACUACACCAUGUCCCGACCCGUGAACGGUCUGAUUUGUUGCAUGCGUGAUGGAUCGAUCGCAGUCUGUAAUCCGGCCACUAGACAAAUUGUGAAACUGCCAGAUGUUACACGCAACAGAAGAUGCAUACAUGCAUUUCUUGGCUAUGAUCCAGUCGAAGAUCAAUACAAAGUGUUGUGUGUCAUGAUGACGAGAUUCGAUUGGUCCCGCCCUCACGAACAAGAUAUCCAACAGGAGCAUUUAGUUUGCACAGAGACAUCAUCUGAGAAACAAGAGUGGAGAAAGAUUGAGAACAUCACCAUAGAUAUUUAUCGUACCGUCAUCGGCGGAGGGAUGUGCAUUGCUGGCGCUAUAUACUACGAAGUUCGACAGUCAAGGAUAGUUAGAUUCGAUGUAAGAACUGAGACUAUUAUGUUAAUUAAAGCACCUGAAGAGUCAAAUUUCUCGAGAACAUUCCCUUCCAGUCUUUUAAAUUACAAUGGAAAAUUGGGAGGUGUAGAGUAUGAUUACAAAAGCGUUAUGAGAUUGUGGAUUCUUGAGGAUGCUGAGAAGCAGGAAUGGUCGAGCAUGACGUCUGUGUUGCCUUCUCAAUUAAAAUGUUUCCUUGGGAGUCACGUAGUGUCUAAAGGAGAUGUUCCUACCGGCGAUCUUAUGGUGUUUUAUCCAUGGUCAUGGUCAUGGUCAUCUAAGCCAUUUUGUGUUUGCUAUUAUGAUUUUAAGAAAGAGAGUAUAAUAAGAAAAGUCGAGGUAGUGGUGGAUGGUGAUUUAAGACGUAUCCAUGGGAUCGGUGAGAAAAAAUGUCAGUUCGGAUGUUAUCCAGGUUACUUUGAGAAUAUUAGGUUUUUGUGA
This is a messenger RNA of Brassica oleracea var. oleracea, 1222 nucleotides long. Its product is annotated as F-box protein At1g30790-like. The record is from RefSeq and is a predicted model, not a curated record. The transcript has a single exon. Gene Ontology annotation, molecular function: protein binding. NCBI's taxonomy places the organism in Eukaryota, Viridiplantae, Streptophyta, Magnoliopsida, Brassicales, Brassicaceae. Bases 11 to 1222 code for a protein of 403 amino acids.